AUGUCUGUUUUGAAUGAUGAGUGUGCAUAAAUGUAUGUUAAUUAAAUAAUAAUUAGUGAUAUUUGCAAUUUUAAAACGAGGAAUUUUGAUUCCGUUUUUGGCAUUAAUAAAUUAAUUAUGAGAACUCUUGUUGCCCUUUGCUUAGUGGCUGCCGUCUUCGCUAUUGACACAAACAAAUUUGCUGUGCUCCUCCAAACUGGUACUAGAGGAAAUGAUGCUGUUGAAUCAGUUUACAACCUCUUGAGAGAUUUGAAGACAGAAAAUGUUAAUGUCUAAGCUGCUGCCGACAAAAAGAAUAACACUGAUGAGGGUAUAAUAUAAAUUAAACAAUAGAAAUCUUUUCUUAGGUCAUUGGUGACUUGACAAAUGUUGCCUCCCUCAACAAAUAACAAUGGGAAGCAUUAGGUGCUGUUCGUACUGAUGUUGAAGCCCAAGUCAGAGUAUGCUAUUUCCCCUUAAAAUUUAGGAUGGAUAUUCAUGGUUGGCAUGGGCCGAAGCAAGACUUGCUGAAAUCGAAAGAAGAAAUGCUUAACUUUAAGACUAAAGAUGUUGGGCCAAUGGACUCUUUGUCA
Paramecium octaurelia is the source of this 572-nucleotide messenger RNA. The record is from the annotation of a GenBank genome assembly. Lineage: Eukaryota; Ciliophora; Oligohymenophorea; Peniculida; Parameciidae.